This is a messenger RNA of Puma concolor (puma), 1058 nucleotides long. It is a transcript of the gene CYB561D2, whose product is annotated as cytochrome b561 family member D2. The record is from RefSeq and is a predicted model, not a curated record. Gene Ontology annotation, cellular component: endoplasmic reticulum. Gene Ontology annotation, molecular function: transmembrane monodehydroascorbate reductase activity. Lineage: Eukaryota; Metazoa; Chordata; Mammalia; Carnivora; Felidae.
AAAGCGGCUCCGCGACGGAGCUGCAGUGCGCGCGACAGGGGCCUGAGUAUCCCGCUUUCUUGGGAAGAAACCACCAAGUCGGGUCAGUGCUGCAGGCUCCAGCCACUGGCCUGGUUGACCAUGGCCCUUUCUGUGGAGACCGAGUCGCACAUCUACCGAGCUCUGCGCACUGCCUCUGGGGCUGCUGCCCACCUUGUGGCCCUGGGCUUUACGAUCUUUGUGGCUGUGCUUGCCAGGCCUGGCUCCAGUCUGUUCUCCUGGCACCCCAUGCUUAUGUCUCUGGCUUUCUCUUUCCUGAUGACCGAGGCACUGCUGGUGUUCUCUCCUGAGAGUUCGCUGCUGCGCUCCCUCUCACGGAAGGGCCGAGCACGCUGCCACUGGGUACUGCAGCUGCUGGCCCUGCUGUGUGCACUGCUGGGCCUAAGUCUUGUCAUCCUCCAUAAGGAACAGCUUGGCAAAGCCCACCUGGCCACGUGGCAUGGGCGGGCAGGGAUGAUAGCUGUGCUGUGGGCCGGGUUGCAGUGCUCAGGUGGGGUGGGGCUGCUCUACCCUAAACUGCUGCCCCGCUGGCCCCUGGCUAAGCUCAAGCUAUACCAUGCCACUUCUGGGCUAGUGGGCUACCUUCUGGGUAGUGCCAGCCUCUUGUUGGGCAUGUGCUCCCUCUGGUUCACCGCCACAGUCACUGGUGGGGUCUGGUACCUUGCUGUGCUAUGCCCUGUCAUUACCAGUUUGGUCAUCAUGAGUCAGGUGAGCAACGCCUACCUGUACCGCAAAAGGAUCCAGCCAUGAGCUCUUCCCAGCCUAGAAGCCUGGAUUUGCCCCUCAGUGUAGUAGUGGGGGCUGGGGCCUCCUGGAUUUUCUCAGCUAAGUCAUGAGGACAUCUCAGGCACUGGGGAAAUCUAAAGUAGGAGUCUUGUGUGUGACAUUUUUUGCUUGCUCCUCAUGGUGGAGUGCUUCCCCUUUUCUUCUGUACUGUCCCAGAGGAGCUUAUGGAUGAUGUCUGGAUGAAGCUGGGGUUGCAAACCUACUUCCCCAGCAACUCAACUCAUACUUGUACU